UGCUGGGUAUAUGACGCGUGGGUGGUUUUUUUUUUUAAAGAGCUUGGGUUCCUGCCCGGCUUGGGGCUGGCUGGCUGGAGCUUGUUUUUGUCGCGUGGUUUUCUUGUGGAAAGCUUUGGAAAGCUUGCUUUGGGUUUUGGAACCUUGUGGGAUUUGCCUGUGGGUAAUUGACCGCGUGGAUUAUUGGGUUCAAUUAGAGCUAUUGACCGCGCAACUACAGUAAAGCACUGAGCUUUCUCUAAGCGUCCACGGAACCGCCAUGAAGUCCUUACCAACGCGACUCGCUGCCGGGCUGCUAGCUGUAGGCUCCACAGCCCAGUUCGUCCCCGCUCCGACCGACCUCAUCGACAAAGAAGGCUACGCGGGCAUCCACGUCCGGUACAAAGAAGUUCCAGCGGGCAUCUGCGAGCUAGACCCGAAUGUCAAGAGCUACUCAGGCUACGCGGAUGUAGCCCCAGACCAGCACAUCUUCUGGUGGUUCUUCGAGGCGCGGAACCAGGACCCCACAGACGCGCCGUUGACGAUAUGGAUCAACGGCGGCCCAGGCUCUUCGUCCAUGAUUGGGUUGUUUCAGGAACUGGGACCGUGUGGUGUGGGUCCGGAUUUGAAGCCUUUUGAUAAUCCGUACUCGUGGUCGAAUGCUAGUAACAUGCUAUUCAUCGACGAGCCUACUACUGUCGGCCUCUCUUACUCCAUCCCCAUCCCCGGCUACCAAGAUGAUAGCGGCUACAUCAUCCAGCUGCCCGACGACAGCAGCUGCCCCGACUACGCUGCCGGCUACGGCACGUGCGGCACGUACUCGAAGCCGGAUCUUACGCUGACGGCGAACACGACCGAGGGCGCGGCGCCCAAUAUGUGGAGGACGCUGCAGGGCUUCAUGGGCGCGUUUCCGCAGUAUGCGAGGAGCGGAGUUAGUUUCGCGACUGAGUCGUACGGGGGCCACUACGCGCCCGUUUUUAACGCGUAUUUUCUAGAGAUGAAUCGGAUGGGAAAGGGGCAUCAUAUCGACUUAGAGAACGUGCUCAUCGGGAACGGGUGGUUCGAUCCGCUUGUGCAGUACCAGGCGUAUUACAACUUCUCCGUCUAUCCCGGCAACACGUACGACUACGACCCGUACAACGACACCGUCAAAGCUGAAUGGUAUAAUAACCUCUACGGGGCCGGAAACUGCGUCGAUAUGACCAAGCAAUGCUAUGCUACUGGCCGCAACGACGUCUGCUCGCGCGCGGACAACUUCUGCUACGAGAAGGUCGAGUAUCUGUACGACAAGUACUCCGGGCGCGACGAGUACGACAUGCGCGAGCUGACGCCCGAUCCGUUUCCGUACAGCUACUUUGAGCAGUAUUUGAACCUGCCCGAGGUGCAGAGGGCGGUGGGCGCGUACCAGAACUACUCGAGCAGCAGUUCGACGACGAGCAGUGCGUUUGGGAAUACCGGGGACGAUGAUAGAGAGAGCGGGACGAUCGAGGCGUGUCGGACGCUGCUCAGGGCGGGGGUGCAGGUCAUGCUGUACUAUGGCGAUGCCGACUACAACUGCAACUGGCUCGGCGGGCAAGUCGUCGCGGACGAAAUCGCCGCCCCCGGCUACGCUUCCGCAGGCUUCGUCAACAUCACGACAUCCGACGCCAUCGUCCACGGCCAGGUGAAGCAAGCCGGCCUCUUCUCCUUCCUACGCAUCUACGAGAGCGGCCACGAAGUCCCCUUCUACCAGCCCCUCGCGUCGCUCGAGAUCUUCGAGCGCGCGCUCGCCCAGACGGAUAUCGCGACGGGGAAGAAGAGUGUCAGGCAGCACCGGGGGUAUAAGACGGUGGGCACGCCGACGAGUACGUACCGCGAGGGCAAUGGCACUGUCCAGAUGGAUGUUUUGCCGGGGAAUGCUACGUAUAAUACGAUGCUUAAUGCGCCGGAUCCGGAGCCGACGUGGCCUGCUUCGGCGAGUGAGGAGAGGAGGGGCAGUGUGAAGAAGAGGUCGUUGGGGAAGCUUGGGCGGCCGAGGAGGUCCAGGGGAGGAAAACGGCCGGCUUGA
Messenger RNA from Trematosphaeria pertusa, 2026 nucleotides. RefSeq names its product carboxypeptidase S1. The coding region runs from base 260 to 2026 and encodes 588 amino acids. NCBI's taxonomy places the organism in Eukaryota, Fungi, Ascomycota, Dothideomycetes, Pleosporales, Trematosphaeriaceae. The record is from RefSeq and is a predicted model, not a curated record. Gene Ontology annotation, cellular component: fungal-type vacuole. The transcript is spliced from 5 exons. Gene Ontology annotation, biological process: proteolysis. Gene Ontology annotation, molecular function: serine-type carboxypeptidase activity.